This is a messenger RNA of Xyrauchen texanus (razorback sucker), 3878 nucleotides long. Its product is annotated as kin of IRRE-like protein 3. The transcript is spliced from 16 exons. Gene Ontology annotation, molecular function: cell adhesion molecule binding. The coding region runs from base 246 to 2564 and encodes 772 amino acids. NCBI's taxonomy places the organism in Eukaryota, Metazoa, Chordata, Actinopteri, Cypriniformes, Catostomidae. Gene Ontology annotation, biological process: synapse assembly; cell-cell adhesion. Gene Ontology annotation, cellular component: cell-cell junction. The record is from RefSeq and is a predicted model, not a curated record.
UGAUGCGCUCUGAGUGUUAGACCGCAGACCGGGGCGAGACACUGUAGACGAGAAGCUCUGCGAAGAGCUGCAUUCAAGACUGUUAUUUAUCAAAGAGGACAAGCUGUGAGGAAAGUGGCGCGAAACGUUCCCUAUAAAGAGAAGACAGAAUAAAUCAGCGCUCCUAACUUUGAAGGACCGCAGUGAGUGCGCAUCAUUGCCUGUCACCCCUCACAUCUCUGAAGGUAUUCUCACCGACUCCAGCGAUGCGACCCGGACUGCUGCUGCUGAUCUCCGGGCUCAUCGGGUUAGGAACCUGUGUUGUGUUUGUCCAGCAGCCCCAUGACCUGGUUGUAGUGGCCGGGCAGCCUGUGACCCUGCCAUGCUCCAUCACUGGAUAUCAUGGCAUGGUGCUCUGGGUCAAAGACGGCCUUGCUUUGGGCGUCAACCGAGACCUAUCAGGUUAUCCACGCUAUGACAUUAUUGGGGACCACAGCAAAGGGGAAUAUCACCUACUGAUCCAGAGGACAGAACUGGCCGAUGACGGCAGCUUUGAGUGUCAAGCCAUCCAAGUCGCUAGCAGAUCACGACCUGCUCGGCUCACUGUUUUGGUUCCUCCUGAUGACCCCGUGAUAAGUGGAGCUCCUGUGGUGAGCUUGCAUGCCGGGGACUCGCUAAACCUUACCUGUCAUGCUGACAAUGCCAAACCAGCCGCCUCCAUCAUCUGGAUCCGUAACGGAGAGGUGCUGAACGGUGCGGCAUACACAAAGACCCUGCUGCGAGAUGGCAGAAGAGAAAGCACAGUGAGCCUGCUCCACAUUUCUGCCUCCAACAUCGAAAGCGGACAACAGAUCACCUGCCGUGCCUCCAACAAAGCGGCGCCAAACGGCAAGGAGGCCACAGUCACCAUCGACAUUCAACAUUUCCCAUUGGUGAACCUCUCUGUGGAACCGCAGCCUGUUCUAGAAGGCAAUCUGGUCAAGUUCCACUGUGCUGCAAAAGCAAAUCCUCCUGUCACUCAUUACAGAUGGGCAAAGGGGGGCAAUAUUAUCAUGGACGUAACGGGAGACACUUAUGAAGUGCUGGUGGAUCAUUCCUUCUUCACUGAGCUAGUAUCCUGUGAGGUUACCAAUGCCCUGGGCAGCACCAACAUCAGCCGUAAUGUGGACGUUUACUUUGGGCCACGUCUGGCCGCUGAACCUCAAAGCCUGCAGGUGGACCGCGGUUCUGAUGCUGUGUUCAGUUGUGCUUGGAUUGGAAACCCUUCGCUCACCAUCGUCUGGAUGAAAAGGGGCCAUGGAGUCGUGCUAAGCAAUGAGAACACCUUGACACUGAAGGCAGUGAGACAAGAGGAUGCUGGGAAAUAUGUGUGUCGAGCUGUGGUGCCACGGGUGGGAGUGGGAGAGAAGGAAGUGACUUUGACCGUCAAUGGGCCUCCCACCAUCUCCAGCACACAGACCCAGCAGGCUCUGUAUGGGGAGAAGGGCCAGAUCAAGUGUUUCAUCCGCAGCACCCCACCUCCAGACCGCAUUGCAUGGUCAUGGAAGGAGACCGUGCUGGAAUCAGGAACAUCAGGCCGUUAUACAGUGGAGACUGUGAGCACAGAGGAAGGUGUCAUCUCCACCCUCACAAUGAGCAACAUCGUCCCUGCUGACUUCCAGACCAUCUACAACUGCACUGCAUGGAACAGUUUCGGCUCUGACACAGAGAUCAUCCGCCUCAAGGAACAAGGGUCUUUGCGCUUGGCCGUCAUCAUCGGGGUUGCAGUGGGAGCUUUCCUGGCUCUCAUCGUCCUCAUUGGGACCCUGGGGGCUUUCUGCUGCGCUCGUCUACAGAGAAAGGACAUGCAACUGGUGAUGUCAUCACUUCCUGUGUCCCUCUCUUCUCGGCAGCGAGAGCUCUCCGGCACAUUAAAAAGUGAAAAUCUCAAAGGGGUUGUAUCAGCUAAAAAUGACAUCCGAGUGGAGAUUGUCCAUAAGGAUCAUAAUGCAGCUAGAGAACCGGAAGAUCACAGCAGCAUGAAGCAAAUGAUGAUGGAGAGAGGAGAAUUUCAGCAGGAGUCGGUGCUGAAACAGUUGGAGGUCCUGCAGCAGGAGGAGAGAGAGCUACAACACAUUAAGGAUCCAACCAACGGAUACUACAGCGUCAACACCUUCAAGGAACAGCAAACUCCGACCAUAUCUCUGACAGCCAAUCCGAACGCUGAGGUGCGAAACCCUGGCACGGCCACCCUCGGAAAGCAUCGUGUACCCACCGGCAUGUCUUACACCAACAUUUACAACACCUUGGGCACGGGACCUAACCGCCUCUAUGACUACAGCCAGCGUUUCGUGCUGGGCAUGGGCAGCAGCUCCAUCGAGCUGUGCGAAAGAGAAUUCCAGAGAGGAUCACUCAGCGAUUCCAGCUCGUUCCAAGACACGCAGUGUGACAGCAGCGUGAGCAGCUACAGCAAGCCAGACGGAUAUGUGCAGUUCGACAAAGCCAGCAAAGCCUCAGCAUCUUCUUCGUCACACUAUUCGCAAUCUUCAUCGCAGAAUUCGGACCUUACCCGACCGCUGCAGAAACGAAUGCAGACACACGUUUAACCUCACAGAGGGUAAGGAAUGAAUGCUAACUACUUUUAUGAAAGUCAUACAGGACAUACAUUCGGACAAACACUUAUGGUGCAUCACCUUUGCUUCAUGCAUCAUUCGUGCUGUUCUCCGUACACUGAUGAAAUUCAAGCAUCCUUAGCUUGGAAAGACAAUGCCAACAUCUCAACACACAAGCACCCCAUUUUACUGUAUAUUUUGAAAAGUAAUGUGUUUUUGUAAAAGUUCUUUGUGAAAGAACUUUUGAAUGCUUGAAAAAUGGAAAAAAAAGAAAAAGAUCUCCGACAUCGUUUCAUAACAUGACAAUCAGGAGUCCGCCCACACAAUUGCCAUCAGCUAUUACAUUGAACCGAUCUAAACUUUUCCACGCAGCCAGACUGUUGUCUGGGAUCCAGUACCUGGCGCUCAGAUACGAUGACAAACUUGAGCAUUGUAUACAUUUUUUCUGAGGAGCCAAACUUGGGCCAUCUUGUAGUUCUUCUGCUGUGGCUCAAAGCACAAUGGUGUCUGUUCAAUGCCAACCGCAGUGUUUCUCUGCUAAUAAAGAGAUCUUAACGAGGAUGAAUUAUCCUCCAGAGGUCGUCGCUGAAAAUGUUCAUUCUGUGCUUUUUCUAAAGACUCUGUAAGAUAUAUUUCACUUGUGUGCACUAAACAGUUUUUUUAAAUACAUCUCUUUCCCAAUGUGGUCUCUUGUCAUUACGAUUAAAUGUGUUGUCUUUUUUUCAAAUGCAAUGUGAGUGUGUAAAAAUCACACAUGGCCAAACUACAUAUGUGUAAAACUCUAUAUGAGCUUUGCUAACAUGGAUAGCAUUUUGUUUACAUGCCAGAGACCAGAAUGUAGUUCUGAAUAUUUUAUUUUCACGUAUUUAACACUUAUUAAAUGUGAGCUUGUCAUUUCAACUCCUCGUGGUUAAUAAAUGAGUUUUAUUACGCUUCCAGUGAAUUUAAACACUUUGUGAUUAAUUGACUUUUAACUGCAGCUAUAUGUUGUUGUUGUUCUAUUGUGCUCAUAAAUCCCACAUUCUGGUGGGAGAACGAAUGUUCUUGACAAAUAUUCUUGUAUUUUUCCCUAUCUUUCUGAUGCUAUGUUAAUUCUGAAGCUGCCAUUAUGUAAGCUUACUGUUUUAAGUAAGCUUGUCUGGCGUAAACAUUUACACCAUUAAUUGCUGCAGGAAGUGCCUCCCAUCGGUGGCUGAGCCUGCAGAAACAUUUCCAGUGAAACUUUUAACUUGAGCAGAGCAUCAGAGCAAUUACUGUACACUGAUCAAAUAAUCAUGAUUACAAAAUAAGUGUUGAAUAAAACAGUGU